Molecule: messenger RNA, 1459 nt
Organism: Pomacea canaliculata
Lineage: Eukaryota; Metazoa; Mollusca; Gastropoda; Architaenioglossa; Ampullariidae
Product: guanidinobutyrase-like
Exons: 7
Coding region: 134-1168 (344 amino acids)
Molecular function (GO): metal ion binding; agmatinase activity
Source: RefSeq, a predicted model, not a curated record
UUCUGACGUGGGGGAGUAAAACACGGCGCAGCUGCAAACCACAAAGUGCGUGACCAGUGCAGCCCACUCGUCAGCGUUCGGUCGUUUCCGAUAUACCAUCCUAUCGCUGGUCGUACCUCCAUCACCAGUCGCCAUGAACUGUUUCUCUGCGACGAAGCUAUCGUGGAACCGCUACCUGGUCUGCAAGCGGUACCUGGGUACCAGCGGGCCAAGAUGGCGACGAAACUACCCGCUCUCCGCGAACGAAAUGCCUCGAAGUGGCGGCAUCGCUUCUAUGAUGCGUUUACCAGUGCAGGCAACAACGCAAGGACUCGAUGCCUGUUUUGUUGGAGUGCCGUUGGACUCUGGGACAUCCAAUCGAUCCGGGGCUCGUCUGGGACCACGUCACAUCCGGCAAGAGUCCUCACUGCUGAGGCAGGCGAACCCUAUGUUGGGCACGAUUCCAUUCGACAGCAUCCAGGUGGCCGACGUUGGCGACGUGUGCAUGAACAUCUACGAUCUGCCAACGGCCGUUAAGCAGAUCAAGGCCGCCUUCGACAAGCUCAUCGUUAACGGUUGCGUACCCCUUACCAUGGGUGGCGACCACACCAUCUCUUACCCCAUCCUACAGGCCAUAAAGGACAAGUACGGCCCGGUGGGCCUGGUGCACGUGGACGCUCAUGCUGAUGUCAAUGACACCAUGCUGGGGGCCAAAAUCGCUCAUGGCACCCCCUUCCGGCGCGCCUUCGAGUAUGGCAGUCUGGACGGCCGGCGGGUCAUACAGAUCGGAUUGCGAGGCACAGCUUAUGACUUGGAUGGCUACAAGUGGUCCACCGAGCAGGGCUUCCGGGUAGUUCCGGCCUCGGACUGCUGGAACAAAUCCCUCAAACCUCUCAUGACUGAAGUGCGCAGCAUGAUGGGAAGUGGGCCUGUCUACCUGUCGUUUGACAUUGACAGCCUUGACCCCUGCUUCGCACCUGGGACAGGAACUCCUGAGAUCGCGGGGUUGACAAUCUACCAGGCUCUCGAGAUCAUCCACGGGUGUCAGGGCCUCAACAUCGUGGGGGCGGACCUGGUGGAGGUGUCGCCUCCAUAUGAUGUCGGUUCUAUGACCUCACUGACAGCCGCCAACUUGCUGUUUGAAAUGCUGUGUGUUGUUCAGCUGAGCAAAACAGUCAAGAACAAGUAACUGGGAGAAACGAUUCCAUUUGUAUAACCCAGAAUAAGGUCUUAAAACGGACUUUACCUUGUUUGAAUAUGUCGAUGUUCUGUAUUAUUUAGACGAACAAAACAUUCAUGUACCAUGUACAACUCUGUCCAUGUUCUGUAUGAUUUAGACGAACAUGAACCAAACACUCAAGAACAAGUGACCUGAAGAGACCACUACGAUUCCAUUCGUUUUAUAACCCAGGAUAAUCUCUUAAAAUGAGAUUUCGAUGCAAAUAAUAAAUGAACAUACAAAUAAAGAUAUUAAGGAGAA